CAUACACCUGAACGCUGUUUUAGUAUAAGACGUGCUAAGUUUGCGCACUUUCACAACUCGUUUGUGGGGCAUUAAACGUCUUCUGGUCAGUUCUGUGCUUUUCCAUUUUAACCAUUCAUAUUUUGGGUUGUGUCCUCAUUGGAAUUUAAAAUAAAAAUUCAAAUAUGACAUUAGUUCAGCCGUCACCUGAUAUGCAGGUUCAUAUCAGGAAAGCCCUCAACGAAGACGUUUCAACAAGAGAAUCAGAUCUACAGCAUAUCAAAGAAUGGUUAUUGAAACAGCCCCACUUACCUGACACAUGGGAUGAAGAAAGAUUAAUGACCUUCCUUAGAGGAUGUAAAUUUUCAUUAGAGAAAACCAAAAGAAAAUUGGAUAUGUAUUUUACAAUGAGGACCGCCUGCCCAGAAUUUUUCAGCAAUAGAGACAUCACAUCUCCAGAUUUGCAACGAAUUGCUAAACUCGGGACGAUUCCGCCGUUGCCAGGUUUAACUCCAGAUGGUAAGAGGGUUGUAGUACUUAGAGGAAAAGACAAAGAUAUAGAUACCCCACCACUAGCCGACGUUGCAAAAUUAGUACUGAUGAUUGGUGAUGUUCGACUAGCUGCUGAAGAAGUUGGAGUUGCCGGUGACGUGUACAUCCUCGACGCGACCGUGGCAACUACAUCGCAUUUUACCAAAGUAUCUCCAGCUAUGGCCAAAAAGUUUUUAGUCUGCGUACAAGAAGCUUAUCCAGUAAAAUUAAAAGAAGUUCAUGUUGUGAACGUGUCUCCCAUAAUCGAAACCAUUGUACAGUGGGUGAAACCGUUUGUGAAGGAAAAAAUAAGAAACAGAAUUCAUCUCCACUCGAAUUUUGAAAGUUUACACAAAAUGGUGCCCAAAGAGAUUCUUCCGGAGGAGUAUGGUGGAACUGCAGGGAAACUUCAAGAUUUUCAUGAUCAGUGGAUGAAGAAAUUGGAAGAAUAUGGUCCCUGGUUUAAAGCACAAGACAAUAUCAAGGCUGACGAAUAUAAACGUCCCGGCAAGCCGACCAACUACGAAGAUUUGUUCGGUUUGGAUGGAAGUUUCAGACAACUGACAAUCGAUUAAUUUUUUUUGCAAUAAUUUUAUACAUAAAUGUUUAUACCGUUAAUAUUUUUAGCUAAUUGUUUACAUUUUUUGUACUAGAAAAAAUUCGAUAAGUUUAAAA
Sitophilus oryzae (rice weevil) is the source of this 1185-nucleotide messenger RNA. RefSeq names its product alpha-tocopherol transfer protein-like. Gene Ontology annotation, molecular function: phosphatidylinositol bisphosphate binding. Gene Ontology annotation, cellular component: membrane. The coding region runs from base 165 to 1085 and encodes 306 amino acids. The transcript is spliced from 6 exons. Lineage: Eukaryota; Metazoa; Arthropoda; Insecta; Coleoptera; Curculionidae. The record is from RefSeq and is a predicted model, not a curated record.